GUAGGCCCGUCUGACCAUCUGUGUACGAAGUCUGAGAUGAAAUCGCAAAAUUCCCGGCUAUUUUGCCUGCUUCUGAGCGGAAAAAAACUCUGCGGAGAUGAACUGAAGUGUUGUGAAGAAACACAAGGAAGCGCACGACCACAUUUUCCGGGCACACGCUAUCGCAUUCCUUUCUCCACAAAUAAACCACUCUAACUUCCACCUUUUAUUAAUCAUGCAACUAUCGACACACUCACACACACGCAAAUUGGAUUGAUUUCUUUCACUCCUGUUUCCGUUCCGUAUAUAAAUGGAUCUCUGCUUUUUCAUCCCUUACGAUCACGCCGACUCUUUCACUCCAAUGUAUGUGUUUGGAACCUUGUUACUCCCUGGUUUUAUAUAAUAUUUGUGUGGGGAGAUUCAACUUUGAAUUGCAUGUAAGAUGUUCGAUGAAUUGUGCUGAGAAAUGGUAGUUGUUACUGGUAUUUGAACAGUUUUUUCGAGGCGGAGGGGAAAUGGCCGCAGCUUCAAACCCACAGUGCGCGAGAAGUAACGACGCAAACAAUUCUUCCAAUCAACACUCUAUCGAUGAUAUUGAAUGUGACCAGAUUGUUGUCCCAGAUAAAAAGGGGUGGAAGAAGUUUUUGGCAUAUUUGGGUCCAGGAUUUCUUGUUUCAAUUGCUUAUAUUGAUCCUGGAAAUUUUCAAAGUGACCUCCAAGCAGGAGCUCAGUACAAAUAUGGGUUACUGUGGAUUAUAUUGGUAGCUUCAUUUGCUGCUGUUAUUGUCCAAAUGCUGGCAGCAAACCUUGGAAUUGUUACAGGAAAGCAUUUAGCUGAACACUGUAGACAAGAGUAUCCAAAGGUCUUGAGUUUUAUCUUGUGGAUUAUAGCCGAAAUAACUAUAGUUGCAUGCGACAUCCCCGAAGUGAUUGGAACGGCUUUUGCGCUGAACAUGCUCUUCAAUAUAGUGUUAUGGUGUGGCGUGCUAAUCACUGGCCUUAGUACAUUGGUCCUACUAUUACUGCAGCAAUAUGGGGUGAGGAAACUUGAGAUCUUUAUUGCUUUGCUUGUGUUCACAAUUGCUGCAUGCUUCUUUGUGGAGCUUGGAUAUGCAAAACCUAAAUCAUCGGAAGUUUUACAUGGUCUUUUCGUUCCACAACUUGAAGGAGAUGGAGCCACUAAGCUAGCUGUCUCACUUCUUGGUGCUAUGGUUAUGCCGCAUAAUCUUUUCCUCCACUCGGCACUUGUGCUUUCUAGGAAAAUCCCCCGGUCUUUUAAUGGCAUCAAGGAGGCAAGAAAAUUUUAUUUGAUGGAAAGUGCAUUGGCAUUAAUGGUGGCAUUUCUGAUCAACGUUUCAGUUAUUUCAGUUAGUGGUGCGGUUUGCAAUUCACCAGAUUUGGACAAUGCUGACAAACUCAAGUGCCAAGACUUGGAUUUGAACAAAGCUUCAUUUUUGCUUAAAAAUGUUCUUGGUAGAUGGAAUUCCAAGCUUUUUGCAAUUGCUUUGUUGGCUUCCGGGCAGAGUUCUACCAUUACCGGGACAUAUGCUGGACAAUAUGUCAUGCAGGGGUUUCUAGAUUUGAAGCUGCAGCCCUGGAUUAGGAAUUUUCUGACUCGAUGCUUAGCAAUUAUCCCAAGCCUUAUUGUCGCGAUCAUCGGCGGGUCAAAUGGUGCUGGAAACCUAAUUAUCAUUUCAUCGAUGAUUUUAUCAUUUUCGCUUCCUUUUGCACUCAUUCCUCUUUUGAAGUUCACAAGUAGUAGAUUGAAGAUGGGUGUACACACCAACUCAUAUUUUAUUUCAGCCUCAACAUGGGUUAUCGGGGCUCUUAUAAUAGGCAUCAACGUGUACUAUCUAGUAGAGAAAUUAGUUAUAUCUCUUCGUAGCAGCCAUCUUAAAUUUGUGGGAACUGUGUUUUGUGGGAUCUUGGGAUUUUCAGCCAUGUUCGUGUAUUUGGCCAGCAUUGCUUAUUUGGUGAUUCGGAAGAACAAGGAAGGUGGUGCGCACUUGCUAGCACUGACCACGUCUGAAAUCCCUGCUACCACCAUUGCUUCAGGUGACUUUUCCGUGCAUUGUGAUGCGGGGAAAAUUAGCAAAACAAAUAUAAAUAGUGCCUCAAAGGUUUAGGUUUUCGAAUCGUGAAGAGCAAGUUUAUUAUGAAUAUUAUCAAGGAUUAAAGAUGGUGUUGGAAACAUGAUAUUGAUACGCUAUUAAUGUACAUAAAUUGUGAAUGGAGUAUGAGCAUAUUACGAAGAUUUUAAUGCAUGACAAAGAAUAAAUUUUAUGUUUGCACUACCCUUUUAUAUUGAUUCACAAAAUCUAAGGUAAGAUGUAUGGUAAAG
Molecule: messenger RNA, 2320 nt
Organism: Cuscuta europaea
Lineage: Eukaryota; Viridiplantae; Streptophyta; Magnoliopsida; Solanales; Convolvulaceae
Source: the annotation of a GenBank genome assembly